Messenger RNA from Rotaria sordida, 531 nucleotides. NCBI's taxonomy places the organism in Eukaryota, Metazoa, Rotifera, Eurotatoria, Philodinida, Philodinidae. The record is from the annotation of a GenBank genome assembly.
AUGCAAAAGAGUGAACGAAUUCAAAAUAUUAGUAAAGAAUUUCGAGAUUUAUUUCAAUAUCUUGAAAAGAAUGCAAAACAAUCAGUAUCUAAUCUGUUCGAUGCAUGGGCUAUUUCUGAUACUGUCAUAAUCGAAGAUAUUUAUAAUAUAACACCAUCCUGGGUCACUCCAGAUAUUCUUCGUCAACUUAAAUAUAUAUCCGAUAUAUCAGCUUAUCAUCUUAUGUUUAUGCCUGAAAUCAAUCGUCUACGUGGUGGUCCAUUAUUACGUGAUAUAUUAGAGAAUACUGAAAACUUGAUAUUAAAUAAAACAAAAGGACCAAAAGCUAGAAUUUAUUCAGGACAUGAAACAACGAUGGCAGCUAUUCUCUCAUUUUUGGGCAUAAAUUAUCCUCAUCAACCUCCUCUUGCUAGUGCACUCUUUUUUGAUCUUUACCGACAAGAUAAUCAUUCAUAUGGUAUUCAAUUGGAAUAUCUCAAUAUGACGAACGGUCGAACAGCAUAUCCAAUUCAAUUACCUGGUAAUCAAUAA